CUCCCUCCAGUUGUACUCUGGACACGUGUUUACAUUUCCGACAAGCAUGUAAAGAUUGUAGCAAAACUACCUACAUGAUACUUCGCUACAUUUGUAGCCUACUGUCAUGGCUGAUGCGUUCAGUAGCAGCUCGGAGACUGUGAUUCAGCGUGUGGUCGACGUUAGCCUGAAGGAAAACACCCCUGCUGAAAAACUCACCGAGUUGUAUCAGAUCACGAGGACAUGCGCCUUCAUCAGCGAGCAUCACUUUGGAAAGGUUGCUCUGCAGUUUCCCGAUGAGCUGCUGGUCGACUCGGCCGCUGUGGCUGCGGAGAUUGAGAGAAACAGUCGAGCCAAAACGUUUAUUUUGGGAGACACCUCCUAUGGCAGCUGCUGUGUUGACGAGGUAGCAGCAGAACACGUCGGCGCCGACUGCAUUGUUCACUACGGCAACGCCUGCCUCAGCCCGUCCAAACGACUUCCUGUCAUGUACGUCUUUGAGAGACGGACCAUGGAUGUGGAGAAGUGCGCCGCCUCUUUCAGGGACCUUUACGCGGACACACAGAUGCACAUCCUCCUCCUUUAUGACGUCAACUACGAUCACGCUAUUGGUGAUCUUCAGACGCUCCUCUCACCAGAGUAUCCAAACCUUGUAGUCACUGAGCUUGUUGUUGAAGGGGAAAACUGUUACAGUCAUGGACGGAUCGAUAAAGAAACCCGUCCAUCUGAGGAUGACAACAGCCAGACCAUUUGUCAAUUCGGACGACGGUUCUCCUUAAAAAGUGGCUCAUCUCUAACGGAUUACCGUAUGUUCUACGUAGGCCAGGAGGGAGCCACGUUACGAAACUUCAUGAUGACCUGGAAUUGCUGCUCGUUUUGUUCUUUCGAUCCUGUCUCAAUGACGGGAAGGCUGGAGUCUGUGAACGUCAACCGUGCUCUCAUGAAACGCUACUAUGCCAUCGAAAGGGCCAAAGACGCUAACGUGGUCGGCAUCCUCGUCGGCACCCUGGGCGUGGCCGACUACCUCGCCAUCAUCCAGCAACUCAAAGAGACUCUUCGCAGAGCCGGCAAGAAGAGCUACAUGUUCGCCAUGGGGAAGCUCAACGUUCCCAAACUAGCGAACUUUCUGGAGAUCGACAUCUUCGUGCUAAUCGCGUGUCCCGAGAACUCGCUGCUGGACUCCAGCGAGUUCUACAAGCCUGUGGUGACGCCGUUCGAGAUGGAGGUGGCUUGCAACAGGAAGAGGGAGUGGUCCGAGGAAUACGUCACAGAUUUUCGACAUCUUCUUCCAGGUGGACAGAGUCACGUGCCGAUGGCCGAUCAGCAGGAAGGCGACGACGAAACCGACGUGUCGUUGAUAACCGGAGCGCUGCGGAGUCGGAACCUGCCGAGCGGCGAGCCCGCGGACUCCUCCUUCGGGUCCUCUGUGGUGCUGAGGAACCAGACUACGACUGUGGCCGACGCGAACUCAGCAGCGUCUUUCCUGGCGGGUCGAAGCUGGCGAGGCCUGGAGCAGAAGCUGGGGGAAACUCCUGUAGUAAAGGCAGUGCAGGGCAGGAGAGGCAUAGCUAUCGCCUACGAAGACGAAGGAGCGCCUUGAUGAUGCCACAAUUUAUUCAUUUUCGAAUGGACUCCGUAUAAAUUUAUGGAAUUAUAUCACUAGAAGCUAAAUGUUUGUCAUUUUUCUGAAAUACCACCCGGCAUCACUUUAUAUUUCAGUAAUAUUUAAUGAAUACCUGAAUGUAACACGACUCAAGUCACUGAUUAUAAUUAUUUCUUAUUUUCUGCCUUGUGUACAAUAAAAAAAAA
Molecule: messenger RNA, 1788 nt
Organism: Xiphophorus couchianus (Monterrey platyfish)
Lineage: Eukaryota; Metazoa; Chordata; Actinopteri; Cyprinodontiformes; Poeciliidae
Gene: dph2
Product: diphthamide biosynthesis 2
Exons: 7
Coding region: 107-1579 (490 amino acids)
Biological process (GO): protein histidyl modification to diphthamide
Molecular function (GO): 2-(3-amino-3-carboxypropyl)histidine synthase activity
Source: RefSeq, a predicted model, not a curated record